CUCUCUCUCUCUCUCUCUCAGAGUCACAGUUGAAGUCAACACUCUGUUCUUUCUUCCUCUAAACACCAAUUCCAUGAAUCACGUUCUUGUUCUUCUUGUCGUUACCAUACUUAACCUUGUUCUGUUUUAUUUGCUUAAAACGCUUCACUCUAUUUUCUAUGUCCCAUACAAAAUCCAACGACACUUCCGUAACCAAGGUAUAUCCGGCCCUACCUACCGUCCGAUCUUUGGAAAUUCAUCCCAAAUCAAACGCCUCUACUCACUAACUAAAUCAGAGCCGUACUCAUUUGAUCACGACAUCUUAAAAAGGGUGGUUCCAUUUUACCACAGAUGGUCUUGCAUGUAUGGGAAAACUUUCCUUUACUGGUUCGGUUCAACUCCCCGGUUGGCUAUAUCCGACCCGGAAAUGAUCAAGGAAGUGUUAGUUACUAAAUGUGGAGAGUAUGGAAAAGUUCCUUACAAUCCACAAUCGAAGUUGCUUUUUGGACAAGGACUUGUUGGAUUGAAUGGUGAUCAAUGGAAUUUUCAUAGAAGAAUAAUCAACUUGGCCUUUAACACUGAGAUUCUUAAGGGAUGGGUGCCAGAUAUGGUCGAAAGUGUAACAAAGAUGCUGGAAAAAUGGGAAAUGGAAAGAGGAGAAAGAGAUGAAUUUGAAAUAGACGUGUACAGAGAGCUUCACGAUCUUUCUGCAGAUGUUAUAUCAAGGACUGCUUUUGGAAGCAGUUAUGAAGAGGGCAAGCAUAUUUUCAAAUUACAGGAGCAGCAAAUGCAUCUUUUCUCACAGGCGGUUAGAAGUGUAUAUAUUCCUGGAUUUAGAUAUUUGCCGACUAAGAAGAACAGGGAUAGGUGGAGACUAGAUAAAGAGACGCGCGAAUCAAUUUGUAAGUUGAUUAAGACCAAGACUAAUGUCAGAGAAAAUACCAAAAAUGUACUAAAUUCAUUAAUGGGUUCCUACAAGACUGAAGUUGGCGGAGACGACAAAUUAGGGUUGGAAGAAAUUAUAGAUGAGUGUAAAACUAUCUACUUUGCUGGAAAGGAUACAACAGCUAACUUGUUGACUUGGGCAGUUCUUCUUUUAGCCAAACAUCAAGAAUGGCAAAGUAAAGCGCGCGAAGAAGUUCUUCGUGUCAUUGGACACAAUCGAGUCCCAGUUGCGGACAGUUUAAAUGAAUUUAAGAUUGUCAGCAUGAUAAUUAAUGAAACACUUCGGCUCUAUCCCCCGGCUGCAAUGAUAACAAGACAAACUGCUAAAAAUGUGAUGCUAGGGAGCAUUGAAGUUCCUGCAAAGACUCAACUCUACUUGGCAUUAACCGCUGUUCAUCAUGACAAAGAAAUCUGGGGAGAAGAUUGUCAUGAGUUUAAUCCAAUGAGAUUUUGCGAGCCUCGGAAGCAUUUAGCAGCAUUCUUUCCUUUUGGAUUGGGGCCUAGAACUUGUGUUGGGCAAAAUUUGGCAUUGGUUGAGGCAAAAAUAGCUCUUGCUUUGAUUAUUCAACGUUAUAGUUUUGUGGUAUCUCCAAGCUAUAUACAUGCACCUAUACUAUUUAUAACUUUGCAGCCUCAACAUGGUGCACAAAUCUUCUUCAAAAGGAUUUCAUAUUGAUAAUUGUUAUUUCCUUUUCUCUUCUGUGUAAUUUUGAACUUAGAUAUGUGGUAAAUACUUGUGGCUAUAAAUAAAGUGUCCCACUUCUGACAUUGUUAUGUUUGUCAACUUAAGAACCUUUAGUGUUCUACAACUAAAAAUGGUAACAGGUAAUUUCAUCGAAUAGCAUUGAUGGUCACACGUGUUGAGAUCCAAGUUUUGUAUUCCUCUUUGCAGUACAUAGUCAACAAUUUUAUUGACAACCCGUUGGUCACACAUAGAAACAUAUUUUGGAUCUUUGAGGCUAAAGGAAUGGAUGGGGAGUGUGCUGGCUCGCCGGUCCAUUGUUGCGUACAUUACACGGCAAAAGAGGGUAGAAGUUUUGAAGUCGUCAGAAUCAAAGUCGAGAGCAAGAACUGAGAGCCACAAAUAUCUCCAUCGCUUUGAGAGCACGCUUGUGGUUGCAGCAAAUUUAGUUGGUAAAAAAUAAAGUAUAUCACAGAAAAUUGGAUCCGGCAAGUCGCUAAUUCUAUCUACCAUAGAAAUUGACUGCCGGGAAGAUUGGUUCAUUCUUCUCUUUUUUAUGAGAGGAAGACGGCAUCUUUGGAAAGGAAUUAGAGAAAGAUGCAUUGUAUGGAAUGCUCAUUGUCAUCUAUUAUUUACUCCCUCCAUAAAUAUAAGCAAAAAAACAUUUCAAAUUUUAGUCACUAUUAUAAGCAAAAGUUAACUACUUUUAAACUAAUUAAUACUAUUAUUCCUAAU
Molecule: messenger RNA, 2341 nt
Organism: Trifolium pratense (red clover)
Lineage: Eukaryota; Viridiplantae; Streptophyta; Magnoliopsida; Fabales; Fabaceae
Product: cytochrome P450 734A1-like
Exons: 4
Coding region: 74-1600 (508 amino acids)
Molecular function (GO): iron ion binding; oxidoreductase activity, acting on paired donors, with incorporation or reduction of molecular oxygen; heme binding
Source: RefSeq, a predicted model, not a curated record